AUGAACAGCAGCAUCAAUGACACCUGUCACAACGCCAGCUGCAUUGUGGGCCGGGACGGAGACUCCACCACCAGCAUCGUCAUGUUCCUGGCCGGGGUGGUGGGGAACCUGCUGGCCCUCUUCAUCCUCGGCGUGCACCAGAAGGAGCACCGCUCCCGCUCCUCCGUCUUCUGCGUCCUGGUGACCGGGCUGGCCGUCACCGACCUGCUGGGCACCUGCGUCCUCAGCCCCCCCGUCUUCAUCUGCUACGCCAACAAGAUGUCCCUGACCACGCUGGGCGGGGACACCCUGUGCAAUCUCUUCGGCUUCGCCAUGAUCUUCUUCGGCCUGACCUCCACCCUCAUCCUGUGCGCCAUGGCCGUGGAGCGCUGCCUGGCCAUCAGCCACCCUUACUUUUACUCCGUGCACAUCCGCUGCAGGUUCGCCAAGUUCACCCUCCUCUUCAUUUACCUCUUCUCCCUGGCGUUUUGCCUCCUGCCCUACGCCGGCUACGGCAAAUUCCGGCAGUACUGCCCCGGGACCUGGUGCUUCAUCGACAUGGACGCCACGGGGGACGAGAAUGCCGGCUACGUGCUGGCCUUCUCCCUGUCCUACUCCUCCCUCACGGCGCUGCUCAUCCUGGCCGUGUUCGUGUGCAACGGCUCGGUGAUCGUCAGCCUGUGCCAGAUGCACCGGAGCCACGUGAUCCGCCGCGGCUCGGUGGUGUCCACGGGGAGGAAGAGGAGGCUGAGCCUGGCCUGGUUCGGACACGGCGAGGAGGAAAUGGACCACCUGGUGCUGCUGGCGCUCAUCACUGUCUUCUUUGUCGUGUGCUCCCUGCCGCUGACCAUCGCGGGCUUCAUCAAUGCCAUUCAUCCAUUUUGCGGUGACAAGGAGAACUUGACAGCUUUCCGCUUCUACGCUCUCAACCCCAUCGUGGAUCCUUGGGUCUUUAUCAUAUGCCGCAAGUCUGUCUUUCACCACCUGUGCUCCCUGCUGAGUUGCUGCUUCAGCAAAAGAGCCGUGAAGACGAAAGCGCACUGCGCUCUCUCUUUACCGCUUGACAACGCCAUAGAGCGAAACUCCUAG
Molecule: messenger RNA, 1068 nt
Organism: Menidia menidia (Atlantic silverside)
Lineage: Eukaryota; Metazoa; Chordata; Actinopteri; Atheriniformes; Atherinopsidae
Source: the annotation of a GenBank genome assembly